ACACGGCAUCGUUCUUCAAUGGGGCUUCUUUAAAUCAGAUUAGCAGAUUAGAAUUGUUGGUGCAGAUUACUUUAUAACCCAGAUUGAGAGAGGGGAGAGGGAUUCUUCUGCAGGAUUUUGGCAGUGAAGGACUGUUGCCUGUGACCAUUUACGAUGCCUGUCAUAAACGUGGAGGAUCUGACGGACAAGGACAGGGCUUUAAUGGAGGUGAACCAACUCAAAGUUGAAGUCAAACUUGAACGGUGGCUGACGUCUAAAUGCUGCGAAGAAAUCAAGGACUACAUUCAGGCGGGAGUGGAGGAGGACACCCUCGUCAAAGGCAUUUCUGAGGAGAAGAACCCCUUCAAGGAGAAAGGUGGCUGUGUCGUCUGCUAAAAAAGACCUGGGGAGCUUUCUACAUCUCAGAUUAGCACCCAAGGACAUUCUCUCUCUCCCCCCUGCAAAAUGGAUUUGCAGAAGGAGACUAGAAGGACACGAUAAAAAAGAGUUCAUAAAACUGAAUCCCUAUCCUCAGGCCAGAUCUGUAGCCUUAUAACCUUAUUCUUUGAAAAGAUGCAAUAAAUAAGUUUAUUUGGCAAAUGUGAAUGUAGUCUGGGCAAACGGGUGUCUGUGUUGUUCAAACACUGAAGCAGCUGUCAUUAUAUGUGCAUGUUUAUAAGUCAGCCUGUCUCUGUGAUUGCCUCGGGGCUGACAGAAAAGUUAGCAUUCAUCUCCAUAACUCAGUUUGCACGCAUUCAGUUGCCCCAACUUUUUGUCGUAAUAUAAUACAAUAUGCUGCAGCAUAAAUCACAGGUAAAAAUAAACUUUAAAGAACUCCC
Messenger RNA from Nothobranchius furzeri (turquoise killifish), 818 nucleotides. RefSeq names its product guanine nucleotide binding protein (G protein), gamma transducing activity polypeptide 1 (gene gngt1). Gene Ontology annotation, cellular component: heterotrimeric G-protein complex. Gene Ontology annotation, biological process: G protein-coupled receptor signaling pathway. Gene Ontology annotation, molecular function: G-protein beta-subunit binding. The record is from RefSeq and is a predicted model, not a curated record. Lineage: Eukaryota; Metazoa; Chordata; Actinopteri; Cyprinodontiformes; Nothobranchiidae.